AUGGCAUCGCUUGUACUUCUUCCUGCUAACGCUCACAAGCGCGAGAGGUCACGAUCUCCCCGCAGACGUUCAAGAAGCGCUGAAAGGACACAUCGACGCCGCUCCUACUCCCCCCGCAGCCGAUCAGGAAGCCGGGACGAUUAUCGACGAAACCGUGAUCGUUCGCCCAUGACUAGUACAGGUGCACCAGGCGGAGGACCAAGUGCAGGAUACGGUGCACAGGCCCCUCAACGAUCAUACGAAGAACGAGCCGUCGCCCGAGAACAAAUGAUGAACAACAUUCGCGAAUCCUCCCAACAGGACCGCCGAGUCUACGUCGGCAAUCUCUCGUACGAUGUCAAGUGGCACCAUCUCAAGGACUUCAUGAGACAGGCUGGAGAGGUGCUCUUUGCCGACGUGCUCUUGCUUCCCAAUGGAAUGUCGAAGGGAUGCGGAAUUGUGGAAUAUGCUACACGGGAGCAAGCCCAAGCGGCUGUUGCCCAGCUGAGCAACCAGAAUCUCAUGGGUCGCCUAGUCUACGUGCGUGAGGACCGUGAAGCUGAGCCUCGGUUCAUCGGAGCUACUGGCGGAAACCGCGGUGGCUUUGCAGGUGGCGCAGGCGGCAUGCCUGGCCAUUUCAACCCUGGAUAUGGUGGUGGCCCCCCCGGCGGCGGUGCUGGUGGUGGCGGCCGUCAGAUUUAUGUGGCCAACCUUCCAUUCAACAUUGGCUGGCAGGAUCUAAAGGACUUGUUCCGCCAAGCUGCUCGAAAUGGCACUGUUAUUCGAGCCGAUGUCCAUGUCGGCCCUGAUGGUCGCCCCAAAGGAUCAGGUAUUGUCGUCUUUGAGAGCCCCGAUGAUGCUCGCACCGCUAUCCAGCAGUUCAACGGCUAUGACUGGCAAGGCCGCGUGAUCGAGGUCCGCGAGGAUCGCUACGCCGGCGGCGGCCCUGGCAUGGGCUUCGGUGGCCGAGGUGGCUUUGGCGGUGGCGGUAUGCGCGGAGGAUUUGGCCAAGGAUUCGGUGGCCGAGGUGGCUUCGGAGGAGGACGCGGAGGAUUUGGUGGAGGCUUUGGAGGCCGUGGAGGCUUCGGUGGAGGUGCGCCUGCCGGCCCCGGUUUCGAGCCCCCUGCCAGCUCCAUCCCUCCCAACCCCUUCACUGACUUUGCUACCGCUGGCACCGACAGAGGCGAGAUCAUCUACGUCCGCAAUUUGCCCUGGUCCACCAGCAACGAUGAUCUGGUUGAGCUGUUCACCACCAUUGGAAAGGUUGAGCAAGCUGAGAUCCAGUACGAGCCGAGUGGUCGUUCCCGUGGUACUGGCGUGGUUCGCUUCGACUCCGCCGACACCGCUGAGACAGCCAUUUCUAAGUUCCAGGGUUACCAAUACGGCGGCCGUCCUCUUAACCUGAGCUUUGUCAAGUAUCUAAACCAAGGUGGAAACGACGUUAUGGAUACUGAUCCUCAUGACGGUUUGACCCAGGACCAGAUCAUGUAA
Messenger RNA from Fusarium sp. VM40, 1470 nucleotides. The record is from the annotation of a GenBank genome assembly. NCBI's taxonomy places the organism in Eukaryota, Fungi, Ascomycota, Sordariomycetes, Hypocreales, Nectriaceae.